AUGGCAGAAAAGACGACUUGGAAAGUUAUUGCUACAACAGCACUAUUGACUGUUGCUACUACAAAAUGUAUUGAGUGUGCAUGGAACAAUUACAAACAAAAACAACAUAACACAACUAAAAAUGCCGAUAACAGAAUCAAAGCUAUUAAUAGAGAAUAUGAAGACCAUUUAUUCCGUGAACAACUGGCUCGUAAUUAUGCUUUUUUGGGUGAAGAAGGUAUGAAAAAAUUGAAAAAUCAAUACAUUGUUGUUGUUGGCGCAGGUGGUGUGGGUUCUUGGGUUGUUACCAUGUUGGUUCGUUCUGGGUGUACGAAGAUUAGAGUCAUUGAUUUUGAUCAAGUUUCUUUAAGUUCUUUGAAUAGACACAGUUGUGCUACUUUAGUAGAUGUAGGAACACCAAAGGUUGAAUGUUUAAAGAAACAUAUGAAAACCAUUGCACCAUGGUGUGAAGUUGAUGCAAUUAAUGAAUUAUGGAAUAAAGAUAAUGGCGAAAAGUUACUGUUUGAUGGUGGUAAACCCGAUUAUGUAAUUGAUUGUAUUGAUAACAUCGAUACUAAAGUUGAUCUUUUAGAAUUUGUCUAUAAAAACAAGUUAAACGUUAUCUCAUCUAUGGGUGCUUCCACGAAGAGUGACCCAACCCGUAUCAAUAUUGGUGAUCUCACUACAACUGAAGAAGAUCCAUUAGCUCGUAGUGUAAGAAGAAGAUUAAAACAAAGAGGUAUAACCGAAGGUAUCCCUGUGGUAUUCAGUGCAGAAAAACCGGAUCCACGUAAGGCUAAACUUUUGCCCUUACCGGAUGAAGAAUUUGAAAAGGGUAAAGUUGGGGAAUUGAGUGCUUUAAAGGAUUUCCGUGUAAGAAUCUUACCCGUAUUAGGUACUAUGCCAGGUAUAUUUGGGUUAACAAUUGCUACCUGGGUUAUCACUAAAGUUGCUGGUUACCCAAUGGAUCCAAUUGAGGGGAAAAAUAGAAUUAAGAUAUACGAUGGUAUUUUUAUGUCACUAGCAGGACAAAUGUCCCGUAUUGGUAUGCCAGAUCAGCGCAUACCAAUAUCUGUUGGUGAUGUUGGCUAUAUGCUGGAAGAAGUAUUUAGAGGAAAAUCACCAUUAAGUGGAUAUUCUACAAAAUUAGUAUUAUCUAAAUGGGAUCCAAAUCAACCUGUCAGUUUACAAAAUGUCGUUAUCAUGACCAAAGAAGAACAAAAGAACCAUGAAAAACGUGUCUUAAAUGGCGGUGAAAAAUUGGAAAAUGUUUACACCAAAGAACAAAUAGAUUUAGUUAAUAAAAGAUUAGAUGAGGAAAAAUAUUACUCUCAAUUCAGAUAA
Molecule: messenger RNA, 1323 nt
Organism: Arxiozyma heterogenica
Lineage: Eukaryota; Fungi; Ascomycota; Saccharomycetes; Saccharomycetales; Saccharomycetaceae
Gene: TCD2
Product: tRNA threonylcarbamoyladenosine dehydratase
Exons: 1
Coding region: 1-1323 (440 amino acids)
Biological process (GO): cyclic threonylcarbamoyladenosine biosynthetic process
Cellular component (GO): mitochondrial outer membrane
Molecular function (GO): ubiquitin-like modifier activating enzyme activity; tRNA threonylcarbamoyladenosine dehydratase activity
Source: RefSeq, a predicted model, not a curated record